AUGUCUCUCAAGGUCGUCGUCCUCGCCUGCGUGGCUGUCGUCGCUCUGUGCGACAAGGCCCCAGUCCACGCCCCUCAUCCCCCCGUUUACGCCCCUAGACCUUCCUACAAGGCCCCUGCUCCUUACCACGCCCCCGAACCCGCCUACCACGCCCCCGAGCCCGCCUACCAUGCCCCUGAGCCCGCCUACCACGCCCCCGAACCUGCCUACCACGCCCCCGAGCCCGCCUACCACAAACCCGAGCCCACCUACCACGCCCCCGAACCUGCCUACCACGCCCCCGAGCCCGUCUACCACGCCCCCAAACAGUACGAGCCCGAAUAUGCUGACGUCGUCGUCCUCGCCUGCGUGGCUGUCGUCGCUCUGUGCGACAAGGCCCCAGUGUAUGCCCCUCCAACCCCCGCCUACCACGCCCCCAAACCUUCCUACCACGCCCAUAAACCCGCCUACCACCCCGCCUACCACGCCCCCGAACCCGCCUACCACGCUCCUGAGCCCGCCUACCACAAACCUGAGCCCGCCUACCACAAACCCGAGCCCGCCUACCACGCCCCCAAACAAUACGAGCCCGAAUACGCUGACGCGACUCCGCAGUACAACUACAACUACGGUGUCGCCGACGGCUACUCCGGCGCCAACUUCGCCGCCUCGGAAAUUGACGAAAGGAAAGGUGACGAAAGGAAAAGGACUUAUAAGUUCAAGGACAUGACAAAGUUCGGUUUUCGUAUGCCACUUUGCUGUCACACCAAGGAAACGGAAACGGUAGACCAUUGGGCAAGUUCACCUGAGGGCUUACAUACGAGGUCCCCCUAUCUGUUUCUGCGCCUGGAGAGCACGCAGUCUAAUGUUGUACAAGUCGUCGUCCUCGCCUGCGUGGCUGUCGUCGCUCUGUGCGACAAGGCCCCCGUCCACGCCCCUCCUCCCCCCGUCCACGUCCCUUUGCCUUACCACAUCCUGGAACCCGCCUACAACGCCCCUGAACCCGCUUAUCACGCCCCCAAACUGGCCUACCACGCCCCCGAGCCCACCUACCACGCCCCCAAGCCCACCUACCACGCCCCCAAGCCCACCUACCACGCCCCCAAUCCCACCUACCACGCCCCCAAGCUCGCCUACCACGCCCCCAAGCCUGCCUACCAGACCCCCGAGCCCGCCUACCACGCCCCCGAGCCCGCCUACCAGACCCCCGAGCCCGCCUACCAGACCCCCAAGCCCGCCUACCACGCCCCCAAGCCCACCUACCACGCCCCCAAGCCCACCUAUCACGCCCCCAAGCCCACCUACCACGCCCCCGAGCCCGCCUACCAGACCCCCGAGCCCGCCUACCAGACCCCCGAGCCCGCCUACCAGACCCCCGAGCCCGCCUACCAGACCCCCGAGCCCGCCUACCAGACCCCCGAGCCCGCCUACCAGACCCCCGAGCCCGCCUACCAGACCCCCGAGCCCGCCUACCAGACCCCCGAGCCCGCCUACCAGACCCCCGAGCCCGCCUACCAGACCCCCAAGCCCGCCUACCAGACCCCCGAGCCCGCCUACCAGACCCCCAAGCCUGCCUACCACACCCCCAAGCUCGCCUACCAGACCCCCGAGCCCGCCUACCAGACCCCCGAGCCCGCCUACCUGACCCCCAAGCCCGCCUACCAGACCCCCAAGCCCGCCUACCACGCCCCCGAACACCACGAGCAAGAAUACUCUGAUGUCCCACCGAAGUACAACUACAACUACGGUGUCGCCGACAGCUACUCCGGCGCCCACUUUGCCGCCUCGGAGUCCCGCGACGGCUACAAGACCGAGGGCAGCUACACCGUGGACCUCGCCGACGGCCGCAAGCAGAUCGUCAAGUACGUGGACAAUGGCGACGGUUAUGUAGCUGAGGUCACCUACGAGGUUGUCCACAGGUUCAAGUAUUUAAGAUAA
This is a messenger RNA of Penaeus indicus, 1917 nucleotides long. RefSeq lists its product as uncharacterized. The record is from RefSeq and is a predicted model, not a curated record. Lineage: Eukaryota; Metazoa; Arthropoda; Malacostraca; Decapoda; Penaeidae. Bases 1 to 1917 code for a protein of 638 amino acids. The transcript is spliced from 10 exons. Gene Ontology annotation, cellular component: extracellular matrix.